UAUUUUUUUUCCUCCUCUGAGAAAAAGAAAGAAAGAGAAGUGGAGAGAGAAAGGAGAGUUGUUCGAGUUCGUCGUCUCUCCUCUCUCUACCGUGUGGUUUGUUGCUCGUCUUCAUCGAUCUAUGGUUUUUCGUUCUUGAGAAGAUCUGUAGCUGUUUCGUCGGAUUUCGGUUUAUUUGAAGUGUCUGGAGAAGCAGGGAGGCCGUUGCGAUGUCGUCUCUCAGUAGAGAGCUCGUCUUUUUGAUAUUGCAGUUUCUGGAUGAGGAAAAAUUCAAGGAGACCGUUCACAAACUUGAACAGGAAUCGGGUUUCUUCUUUAACAUGAAGUAUUUCGAAGAUGAAGUUCAUAAUGGAAAUUGGGAUGAGGUUGAGCGGUAUCUUUCGGGUUUCACCAAAGUGGAUGACAACCGGUAUUCAAUGAAGAUAUUCUUUGAAAUUAGGAAGCAGAAAUACCUUGAGGCAUUGGAUAAGCAUGAUCGCGCCAAAGCUGUAGAUAUUCUUGUAAAGGAUCUGAAGGUUUUUGCUUCUUUUAAUGAAGAGCUGUUCAAAGAAAUCACACAGCUAUUAACAUUAGAGAAUUUUAGGGAAAAUGAGCAACUCUCCAAAUAUGGAGAUACAAAGUCUGCUAGAACAAUCAUGUUGGUUGAGCUAAAGAAGCUUAUUGAAGCUAAUCCUCUAUUCCGUGACAAAUUGCAGUUUCCUAGUCUCAAAAACUCAAGGCUAAGAACCCUCAUUAACCAAAGCUUGAAUUGGCAGCAUCAACUUUGUAAAAACCCAAGGCCUAACCCAGAUAUAAAAACACUUUUUGUUGACCAUACUUGUGGUCAACCAAAUGGUGCACGCGCCCCUUCACCUGCAAACAAUCCUCUUCUAGGAUCUAUACCAAAAGCUGGAGGCUUUCCUCCAUUGGGUGGACAUGCGCCUUUUCAACCUGCUCCAGCACCAGUUCCGACCCCACUUGCUGGUUGGAUGUCUAAUCCAUCUAAUGUAACUCAUCCAGCAGUUUCUGGAGGACCGAUUGGCCUCGGUGCUCCUACAAAUCCAGGUACUGCUAUUUUGAAGCAUCCUAGGACUCCCCCAACUAAUAAUCCUGCUGUCGAUUAUUCAUCAGGGGAUCCUGAUCAUGUAUCUAAAAGAACAAGACCCAUGGGAAUUUCUGAUGAGGUUAAUCUGCCUGUUAAUAUAUUGCCGGUAACUUAUCCUGGUCAGAGCCACAGUCAGGCUUUUAAUACACCAGAUGACUUGCCUAAGACUGUUGCACGGACAUUGACACAGGGGUCAUGCCCAAUGAGCAUGGACUUCCAUCCUGUUCAACAAACAUUACUUCUGGUUGGUACCAAUGUUGGGGACAUUGGACUCUGGGAAAUUGGUUCUAGGGAGAGGUUGGUUCUAAGAAACUUCAAGGUUUGGGAUCUUGGAGCAUGUUCAAUGCCUCUUCAGGCAGCUUUAGUUAAAGAUCCUGGUGUAUCUGUUAACCGUAUAACAUGGAGCCCAGAUGGUUGUUUGUUUGGAGUUGCAUACUCAAGACACAUUGUGCAAAUAUAUUCUUACCAUGGUGGUGAUGAUGUGCGGCAGCACCUAGAGAUUGAUGCGCAUGUUGGUGGUGUAAAUGAUCUGGCAUUCUCUCACCCUAAUAAACAACUAUGUGUUAUAACUUGUGGUGAUGACAAGACAAUUAAGGUGUGGGAUGCAGCUACUGGUGCAAAACAGUAUACUUUUGAAGGUCAUGAUGCUCCUGUUUUUUCUGUAUGCCCUCACUACAAGGAAAACAUCCAGUUUAUCUUUUCAACAGCAUUGGAUGGAAAGAUAAAAGCAUGGCUGUAUGAUAAUUUGGGUUCUAGGGUGGACUACGAAGCUCCUGGUCAUUGGUGUACAACAAUGGCUUAUAGUGCUGAUGGGACAAGGCUCUUUUCAUGUGGAACCAGUAAAGAAGGUGAGUCGUACAUUGUUGAAUGGAAUGAAAGUGAAGGGGCAGUAAAGAGAACCUAUCAAGGAUUUAGGAAACGUUCCAUGGGUGUUGUUCAAUUUGAUACAACUAGGAACCGAUAUUUGGCUGCUGGUGAUGAAUUUUCCAUCAAAUUUUGGGAUAUGGAUAAUGUUAAUCUUUUGACAACUAUUGAUGCUGAUGGAGGUCUACAAGCAAGUCCACGUAUCCGCUUCAACAAGGAGGGCACGUUAUUGGCUGUUUCUACGAAUGACAAUGGAAUUAAAAUCUUGGCAAAUGCUGAUGGAUUGCGGUUAUUACGAACAUUUGAAAAUCGUUCUUUUGAUGGCCCUAGAGUUGUAUCUGAAACUGUAACAAAGCCUACAAUUAGCCAGAUUACAGCUGUUACAGCUGCAAGUGCUACUGGACAUGCAGAUAGAGGUGCCUCUGUGGUUGCUAUUACUGCAAUGAAUGGGGAUGCACGGAACUUGGGAGAUGUAAAACCUAGAAUAACUGAAGAUGUCAAUGAAAAAUCAAAGAUUUGGAAGCUUACUGAAAUUAGUGAACAGGCUCAGUGUCGAUCUUCGAGGCUUCCUGAUAAUAACUUGAGAACAAACAAGAUAUCAAGGUUGAUUUACACUAAUUCUGGCACUGCCAUUUUGGCAUUAGCAUCAAAUGCCAUUCAUCUACUUUGGAAAUGGCAGCGAAAUGAGCGUAAUUCAACUGGCAAGGCUACAGCCAGUGUUGCUCCUCAGUUAUGGCAACCAUCAAGUGGUAUACUAAUGACCAAUGACAUAGUUGAUACCAAUCCUGAAGAUGCUGUUCCCUGUUUUGCUUUGUCCAAGAAUGAUUCUUACGUUAUGUCUGCAUCAGGAGGAAAAAUUUCCCUGUUUAACAUGAUGACCUUUAAGACAAUGACAACAUUCAUGCCUCCACCACCUGCAGCAACAUUUCUUGCUUUUCAUCCUCAAGAUAACAAUAUAAUUGCUAUUGGCAUGGAUGACUCUACAAUACAAAUAUAUAAUGUCCGAGUAGAUGAGGUCAAAAGCAAGCUUAAAGGGCACACCAAAAGAAUCACUGGUCUUGCCUUUUCUCAUGUUUUGAAUGUACUAGUUUCAUCUGGAGCUGAUGCUCAGCUGUGUGUGUGGAACUCUGAAGGAUGGGAAAAGCAGAAAAGCAGAUUCUUGCAGAUACCAGCUGGAAGAACACCAACAGCUUUGUCAGACACACGAGUGCAGUUUCACCAAGAUCAAAUACACUUCCUGGUUGUCCAUGAGACACAGCUUGCCAUAUAUGAAACAAUAAAACUAGAGAUUGUGAAGCAGUGGGUUCCAACUACUGCACCAAUCUCCCAUGCAACAUUCUCAUGUGAUAGCCAGUUAAUAUAUGCCAGCUUUUUGGAUGCAACUGUGUGCAUAUUUAGUGCAACAAAUCUCCGAUUACGAUGUCGGAUUAACCCAACAGCUUAUCUUCCAGUUAAUGUCAGGGGCUUUUGUAGCAAAUUGGAAAUGCAACUUGGAAUAUUUAUUAUGGGCAACGCCAACCUUUCCGCUAUCAAGAGGAGCCCAAAUGUAUAUCCACUUGUAAUUGCGGCCCAUCCAUCAGAAGCAAACCAAUUUGCAUUGGGACUAACAGAUGGUGGAGUCCAUGUCUUUGAGCCCUUGGAAUCCGAAGGAAAAUGGGGUGUGCCACCGCCUGUUGAGAAUGGGUCAGCUAGCAGCAUGCCCACAGCAACUGCAGUUGGAGCUUCCGGUUCAGAUCAACAGCAGAGAUGAUGGAGGUUCCACGGCACCAAGUUCUUUUAUUUGUGUAGCUUAGAUGACAUUUGACCUUUUUUAACUGCAACUUUGGCUUGAGGUUCAGGAUAAUUUACUCGAGAAUGGAUAGAUAGAAAGCAUAGACUCAACGUAUAGGAUAAAGGUUGGCAUAAAGCUAUAUGUGGCAGUAGUGAUGCAUCUUCCAUCUGGGUCUGAACUCCGGAGUCUUUUAAGCUAAAGCAGGAGUGCAACAUUGGACGGACAUAACAAGCUUGUCUGCAAGAAUGUUUAUGGGACUUUGCCAACCUCAGUACACGCUACUUGUAAACCUGGAUCAGCCUGGCUGUGCAAAAUUGGGAACUCCCUGUGAUUAUUUGGUAACCUGGUUGAUCCAGAGAAUUUAGUUGCCCGGCAAAUGUUUGCUAUAUCUACCUACCACAACGUGUAAAUUUUUUUGUUAAGCUGAGAAUAAAGAUACAUCAUACAUGGUGUCUGGUGAGGGGACUGAAGGUGAAGCCAAAAGGCUGCUGCGUAUGCUUUAGCUUUAAUGCCCCACUUGGGAGGGCUUCUGGCUUUGUGAGGACUGAGGCGGCCUUUCACGCAACGGCAUCUGGCUUUGUGUAGUCAGUAGUGAACCCCACCUGGACAGCCCGUAAGCCAAGCCAUGUUUGGUGAAAACCCCGGAGAGCCCAAAAUUACUAUACUGAAGCCUUCUUGUGGCUUCUCCAACCAAUCUCAGUUCAGACCUCCCAAACGAGCCUUAUGGAUGCAUGAAUAUGAAUACUAAAUUUGAACGCCAGUAUCCUCAAACUCAGAACUCAAAAGGAUGUCUUUAAGAUCCAGCAAAUAUAUCUUUUUCAUGUAAAUCUAAAUCUGGGCAUGUGGCUUAGGGGCGAGUUCAUCUCUGCAUAUGAGCCAGAGACACCUUCCGCAAUCUAAUCUGGGCAUGUGGCUUGAUAGUUAUAAACGCUUUAAGUCUGAUGGUACACCAGCAUACAUUGAUGAUUGAUCUCACACCAUGCGCAUUAACGAUGCUGAUUAAGACCUGUGAUGAGACGGAAUUCAGUAAAAGGACCAAUCGACCAGACCAGAAGAAGGCACGGCAAUAGAAGAAGACGCCGAGCUUCUAUUUAUGAAACUAUGACACAUUGACAUCCCAGGCCCAAGCAUAGAAUUAGUGAUGAUUUGAGGGACUGAACUAGUCCACAAGGAAGAACAGGAGUCAACUGUUAAUGUUGUUCGGAUUAUCUAUUUUUGCAGAGGGCCGGGGCUGUCUUUACCAGACGUGAUGCAUCUUUAUGAGAAGACACUACACAGAGCAGAAUCCGGAAUCCACUAAUCCACUGCUUGUCUGAACAAUGGCGACAAUCAUCGAUACGCUAACCUUACAUUACAAGUCAGAAUGGGAGCUCAUUGAGGAUCUCUCAAGUCUCAUCCUCCAGCUCAGAAGCAUGUAGCAUCAUCAAUAGAUUAUAAGAUCAAAGUAGUUUUUCUAAAAGUUUGGUCUCAACAACUUGGUUUUUCAGAGGAACACACCACGAGUAAUGUAAUGCUCAUGUUGUAAGGCAUGGAAAACCAGAAACUGGUAGGCAUUCCGAGUCCCAGUUAAAUGACAGUUUUCAUGAGGGCUAAUCACCCGGUUCACCAGUAAAACCGUGACCCAUUGACCAUUCUAGUUUUUACUUCGGGUAAAAGACUUGGGCAAUGUUUGGAACCAAUGCUAUUUUCUGAGGGGUAUUUUUUGAGAAAAGGGUGCUGCAUUGAUAUGCCAUUUUCUCAGGAAAUAAUUUUUUUUCCCUGUUUGGGACCA
Messenger RNA from Nelumbo nucifera (sacred lotus), 5490 nucleotides. Its product is annotated as topless-related protein 1-like. Gene Ontology annotation, biological process: regulation of DNA-templated transcription. The record is from RefSeq and is a predicted model, not a curated record. Gene Ontology annotation, molecular function: protein binding. Lineage: Eukaryota; Viridiplantae; Streptophyta; Magnoliopsida; Proteales; Nelumbonaceae.